UUUUUGCUUUACACUUCUCAUGCUAACUUUAUCUUCCUCUGUUUGAAACCUUUUUCUGUUACCUAAUAAAGUCAUCUUUUAGCAUUUAUUGUCUCUUUUUCCUUGGUCUCAAUUUUAUUAUUUAGAGUAAAUCACAUCUUGCUUCGAAAUUAAGCAAUCCAUGUCUUUGUUUUUUUACUUUCAGAUCACUAUUUAAUUGUAGCCUCUGUCUUUUCUCUUUGAGGAACUUAUGAUUUAGUCUUUUGUAUCAGUUCAUACAGUUCUUUAAGUUUGUUCUUGAUGGUGAUGUAAAAGCUCUUUAAUUUUGAAGACACUUCAUCAGAAUUUCUUUUUUUAGGAGGAUUGAGAAGAUCUCUCAAACAGCUGCAAUCUCGGUGAGGCUAUGCUUGACAGUGAAGUGGUGCCAUCGUCUCUUGUGGAGAUUGCUCGGAUCCUCCGUGUAGCCAAUGAAGUAGAAGCUAGUAAGCCCCGUGUUGCUUACUUAUGUCGGUUCUAUGCGUUUGAGGAGGCAUGCAAGCUUGAUCCCACAUCAAGUGGUCGUGGUGUGCGCCAGUUCAAAACUGCGCUUCUUCAGCGCUUAGAACAGGAGAAUGAAACAACUCUUGCACGAAGGCAGAAGAGUGAUGAUGCACGCGAAAUGCAAACUUUUUAUCAACACUACUACAACACAUCUAUCCAGCCUUUGCUAGACGCUGCUUUCAAAGCUGAACGGUAAGUGUUUGAUGGAAGUGUUUAUUCGGAUCACUAUUGCAAUCUAUCUUUCGGUGUCUUUCAUUCAUAAAUAUUUAAAAAAUUGUUUUGCCUUGUAGUGCUCAACUUAAAAAGGCAUAUCAAACUGACGUGUUUCUCUUUGAAGUCUUAAAGAGUGCUAAUGUGGAAAUGGCUGAUGAGGUGAAGCUGAUAGUAGAUUAUGUUUUUGUUGAAUCUCUCACUUUUUAGGUUCUUAGUUGAUCAUGGAAACAUCUUGAUACUCUCCUGAAUUGUGUUAUGGCUGAGUUUUUCUUUUUCUUUCAAUUUCUUGGUGGGUAGGUUUUGAAAGCUCACACAGGGGUUCGAGGAUUAAUAAAAGAAAUUUUGAAAAAAAAA
Brassica napus (rape) is the source of this 1086-nucleotide messenger RNA. RefSeq names its product callose synthase 1. The transcript has 4 exons. Gene Ontology annotation, cellular component: multivesicular body. NCBI's taxonomy places the organism in Eukaryota, Viridiplantae, Streptophyta, Magnoliopsida, Brassicales, Brassicaceae. The coding region runs from base 383 to 715 and encodes 110 amino acids. Gene Ontology annotation, biological process: late endosome to vacuole transport via multivesicular body sorting pathway. The record is from RefSeq and is a predicted model, not a curated record.